Messenger RNA from Gavia stellata (red-throated loon), 3512 nucleotides. It is a transcript of the gene S1PR3, whose product is annotated as sphingosine-1-phosphate receptor 3. Gene Ontology annotation, biological process: G protein-coupled receptor signaling pathway. Lineage: Eukaryota; Metazoa; Chordata; Aves; Gaviiformes; Gaviidae. The coding region runs from base 210 to 1556 and encodes 448 amino acids. The transcript is spliced from 2 exons. The record is from RefSeq and is a predicted model, not a curated record. Gene Ontology annotation, cellular component: membrane. Gene Ontology annotation, molecular function: sphingosine-1-phosphate receptor activity.
UUUAUGUUGCGUUUUUUGGUUUUAUUUUCAGAGCCUGGUUUGUGAGCCACUCUCCCGAAUUAAUAUGCGAGGCUUGCUGGAGCUGGGGAUACCGACCGCCAACCCAGAGGAGUGCUUGGAGAAACGUGGCUUGAUCUCCCUCUUGUGGAAGAUUAUCGGAACUAAAUUCUCGUGAUACUGAAGAAGAAAAGUCCAUCAUCGGCAAACAAAUGAUGGCAGCAGUUACCGUGCCACCUGAUGCUCUUGUUGGCCCUCAAGGAAAUGAAGAGAUGGACUCUCUGAUCGUACUGCAUUAUAAUUACACAGGAAAGCUUAUUUUAAGGGAAAAGGCAACUGAUAACAUAGACCUGCCCGCUAUUGCAUUUCUGAUCCUGUGUAGUUUCAUAGUCCUGGAAAACUUGAUGGUGUUGAUUGCCAUAUGGAAAAACAAUAAAUUUCACAACCGCAUGUACUUUUUUAUUGGCAACCUAGCUCUCUGUGAUCUUUUAGCCGGGAUUGUUUACAAAGUAAACAUUCUUAUGUCUGGGAAGAAAACUCUGAGCUUGUCCUCCACAAUCUGGUUCAUUAGGGAAGGCAGUAUGUUUGUUGCCUUGGGAGCCUCCACUUUCAGCUUACUAGCAAUAGCUAUUGAGCGGCAUCUGACCAUGAUUAAAAUGAGGCCUUACGAUGCGAAUAAAAAAUACAGAGUGUUCCUUCUCAUUGGUACAUGCUGGCUUAUUUCGAUUUCCUUGGGUGCCUUACCCAUCCUUGGCUGGAACUGUAUAAACAACUUACCAGAUUGCUCAACAAUUUUGCCUCUAUACUCCAAGAAGUAUGUUGUGUUCUGCAUUAGUAUCUUCAUAGCCAUUUUGGUUGCCAUAGUCAUCCUUUAUGCCCGUAUCUACAUCUUGGUAAAGUCCAGCAGUCGUAAUGUCACUAACCACAGUAACUCAGAGCGGUCCAUGGCGCUCCUUAGGACUGUCGUGAUCGUUGUUAGUGUCUUCAUUGCCUGUUGGUCUCCACUGUUCAUCCUCUUCCUCAUCGAUGUGGCCUGCAGAGUCAAGGAGUGCUCUAUAUUGUACAAAGCCAACUGGUUUAUUGCUCUAGCGGUCAUCAAUUCUGCAAUGAACCCCAUCAUCUACACUCUGGCCAGUAAGGAAAUGCGUCGGGCUUUCUUUCGCCUUGUUUGUGGCUGCCUGGUGAAAUCCAAGGUGGCCAGAUCUUUGCCGAUUCAGCCCACGCCAGAUCACAGUCGAAGUAAAUCCAGCAGCAGCAAUACCCAGAAGCCAAAGGAAGAUUUCCCACCAAUGAAUGUUCCCUCGUGUAUCUCUGAGAAAAAUGAAUCUUCAUUUCACAAUGGAAACUUCUGCACUACCACAGCAUGGGGUUGUGAUAGAAAUUCUCCCUGGGAAGAAGUCCAGCCAGUGGGACAAGAUCAUAUUUUCUGGCAGUGGGACCCUACACUCCUACUGUCUCCAGGCACUUUUGCAGAUACAAGAGGGAAGAUGCGGUACAACAGGAUCAUGCUGAAGGGCAUAUCUCCAUUUAUACCUGACCCUGCCUUGGAUCUGGAAUAAAAGACUCUUCAGUUUGGAAGACCUUCCAACUUUCCUGGAGCCCCAGACUUACUCUUUGAGAGGCUGUUCCAGAGAAAUCUGUGUGAAAACAACUUUAUGGUUCAUCACUGCCUUUACAGCCUCAGUACAGGAAGGUGUUCAGCAUCAGAGGGAUUCCCUGAGACCUAGAGCAGUUAAGACUUCAUAAACAUCUGGUUUCAAGUCCCCAUGGAAGUGGCCCGUGGUACUUCCAUCAAUAGUACUUUAUGGCUGGAGGCUUCAGUGGAGGUUGACGGGAAAUUCAGAAAUUAGUUCCCGUGGUCUUUCCGUAAGAAUGUAAGCAUCUAACUUUAUUGGGCUCUUUCAAAGAUUUGGUUUUAAUGUCUCAAACCAUUACUUUGCCUUAUGCACAAUCAGAAGUAGUUGGGGCUUUUUUAAUACACAGCCUGAAAGAGCUCAUCCUUAGCUUUACUCUGGUCUUAAUCAUUUAAAGCAGCAGCCUUAGACUCUUCCCAAGUAUGUACAUUGUAUAAGUUGUGUAAUGUGUGUAGCAAAAGCCUUUAAAAUGUAGAGGUUUGCGUUGUCAUUAUCUUUUACAAGUUAACAGUCUGCUUGUAAAUGUCUUAUGCUGUUAGAAAAGUAUAAGAACAAAGAAAAACUGUAUUUGAAUGAAAUAACUGUGAAAGAGAGUAGUAAAUAUAAAAUAAUUUCUACCAAAAAUGUUGAAAAGCAGUGCACUUAGAGAAGAAGAAAAAGCUAAACUAAGCUAAACAUGAUAUAACUAUAUGAACUGCAGAUACAGGCUGGGUCAGCAGCUCUGUAGCUUUGUGAGAAAUAGAACUGGUGACAUUGCAUUGCCAUGGCUUGCUUAGGUUUUUAGAUCUUACAGUGCUAUUUGGCUAUUUUCAGUGUGGAAUUUCUCCCCUGGUGUUAUGUCUUUGAAAACUGCCAGCUAAAAUGUUUGUGUACUUCUAAAUGAGGUGGUGGCACGUGGCAGUGUUCCAUGCUAUUGUAGAGCAGAAAGGCCUUAGCAGCACAAUGGUUUGAGAAAACAUUGUGGCUGACCCCACCCCAACUCUCAUGCCAAGGAUGUUAUGUGAUUCUCGCUAUUUAGGUGAAAAAAAUGAAUAUUUUUAAUAGCCAAAGUCCAAGAACUCAUAAAAGUGAGUUUUAACAUCUGGAUUCUAGCCUUAGCUAUUGUCAGAGUUGAUGCAAGGUACAAGUAAUGCAAGCAGCUCCACUGUUGGAGGCCAUGUGAUUGCGUGUCAGUACAAAACCCUUUCAUCUAUUUUGACUUCCUUUUCUUAUUUUGGAGCUGUGGGGAUAUUUUGUUCAUUCACUACCCUGCUGUACUUGAAGCAGGCUCCUAAGUUUCAUGUGUUCACAUGUAACACUGAUAAUAUAAUUUACAAAGUACUUAUCACUGAAGAGAAGAAAACUGUUGUGGAUACAGCCUUCAGUGGGUACAUCCUGCUGGGGCAUAUUAGGUAAAGCACAGAUUCUGGAAGAUUUCAGAGCAAAAUUUUAAAGUAGGACAAAUCAAGGGCUUAACAGCAGUGGACCAUAAACAACCAGGAAGCUGUCCUAUCCUUGAAGCUGGAGAAGAUUGGAAAAUAGCUUGUUUCACCCUAAAAUAUUAGAAAAUUCCUUAAAAUGCAUCCCAGAAUCUAAGCUUUUAACAUCUAGGCUGUUUUGAGCAUAGAAGAAACUGAAUCAGGUCUCCCUUUACCAACUGUUUUUACAUGGAGCAAAAGUUACAAGGGAGACUAAUUUCAUUCAUAUUAUUUCAUGAAUUGGAAUGUUUAUUUUGGUUCUGGAUUACAAAAGAAAUGCAAAUUGAACCACCUAAGGAGAAAAAAAGCUUUCACAAGAUGCUUUCCAAGAGUCUUUUAUUGCCAGCAGUCUUACAGAGUAUUUUCAACUCAUUAGGUACCACAAACAUUUUGAAAACUUUUAAUUAAAUCUCAAACCUUUGAA